AGAAAGGAAAUUAAUCUCAGGAAAAACUGCAUCCUCUGUUGUUCUUCGAAAGUUUUCAUUGGGCCUCUCUACUCGGACUGAUAUCCAUCCCUGAUGCCCGCCUGGCCAUCUGAACCAAACCCACUUGCAUUCAAGCAAAGGGAAAUCUAUGGGAUGGGAUCGUUUUCAGGAUAACAGGCUAUGAUGCUCAUUUCCUGUACGAAGGGAGGGAAAGCACCGGCAAGGCAACCAGCAGCAAACACACAUUCCUGGAAAGAUUGCGCCAUAGACCCAGUAAAGCUGCCAAACUGGUGAGACUGAAGACAAGAAGCCCAUCACUUCAGCACAAGGAAGGAUCAUCUUUGGCUUCCAAUAAGGUUAAUUUCUGAGCCAGGAUGGGAGAGCCUGAGCCCCUCUUUCCUUUCAACGAAUACGGGGAGUACCACAACUUGACAGAGCUCGUCCACCUGCUCAACUACACCUUCAACCACUGCCACUUGGAGCUGAAUGAGAACAUAAAGCGGGUGUUCCUCUUUGUCCUCUACCUCAUCAUCUUUGUGGUGGGGUUGGUGGAGAACCUCUUGGUCAUCUGGGUAAAUUGGCAGACUCGAAGCCACAAGAACCUGGUCAACCUCUACAUCUUCAACAUGGCCAUUGCAGACUUGGGGAUGAUCCUUUCCUUACCUGUCUGGAUGCUGGAAGUCAUGCUCAAUUACACCUGGCUCUGGGGACGCUUCCUUUGCCACUUCACCCACUACUUUUACUUUGCCAACAUGUACAGCAGCAUCUUCUUUCUCACCUGCCUCAGCAUUGACCGCUAUGUGUCCUUGACGGCCUCCUCCCACUUCUGGCACCAACACCAGCACCUUGUGCGGCGCAUUGCUUGCUGCUGCAUAUGGGCCUUUGCUGCCAUCCUUCCUUUACCAGAGGUGGCCCACAUGGAGCUAAUUGAGGAUAUCGAGCCAGUGUGUUUCUUCAUGGCCCCCCUUGAGACCUACAAUGAAUGGGCCCUGGCUCUCACCUUUCUCACUGCCUUCAUUGGCUUCCUCAUUCCCUUCUCCAUCAUGGCAGUCUUCAACAUACUGACAGCCAGGCACAUCAAGCGCGGCAACAAGCCCGAGGGCAAGAAGCACUGCCGCCUCAUCUAUGCUUACAUUGCCGUCUUCCUUGUCAGCUGGCUGCCAUUCCACCUGGUUUUGUUUUUACUGAUGCUCGAAGGCACCAGCAUCUUCCUCCACUGCCACUUGAUUCAAUUCCUCUACUUCUUCUAUGACAUCAUAGACUGCUUCACCCUCCUCCAUUGCGUGGUCAACCCCAUCCUGUACAACUUCCUAAGCAAGAACUUCCGAGGCAAGCUCAUCUCUGCUGUGGUCAGGUACAUCCCCAAAGACCAAAUGGAUCAAAACGGGGGAGAGAGUUCCUCCUCUAACACGCAGCAUUCCAUUGUCAUCACAAAAGAGAACAUCUCACCAAAUUAAAGCGGCUCUUCCCAUCCUUCAUUUGGUUGGCUGCGCACUCAGACAUUUUCUCUCACCGACAAAGGGCAGGCAUCAUUAAGACGCUCUCCCCAUCAGUGCUUCUUGAAAUCUUGGGAGGCAAGAGGCAUACAGGGGGAAAUAUGGGGAAUGUGAUAUGCUGCUGGGCCGGUGUCAAACCUACUAAAUUGUUUAAAUCGAGAGAGAGGUUUUUGUAUUAAUGCUCCUCCACACACCCCACACCCAAUAACAACAGUAAUAAAUGUUCUAUUUUCUGCUGCCCUGUAAUUGAACAAUGGUUAUUGGGAAGAUAUACAUUUCUGUGAAUUUCCUCUCUUAUUCGGGCAGAGCUUUGAAUGCAAAUUACAUUCUGAAAACAUGAGGAUGUCCUACGCAUGGAACAGAAUGGUGCACACCUGUCUAGGCAACAUGGCAUCCAUACUAGAAUUGUGCCCUUGCAAGGGUGGGAUGAGCACUACCCACAUCCUUUUGUGAGCAUUCAGCUAGUUACUUCUUGUGGCUGGGGAGUCAGGAUACGAACAACUCAGUUCUAGUAAUUUGCACCCAGAGGCAGCCUUUUGUUCCAAACCAGUGAAAUUUGCUGAGGUGUCUCCAGAGAUUUUCACGCACAGAGAUACCAGCCUGUGAGAUUGAAAAAGUGUUGGAGAGCAUUGCUGGCAGCAGUGCCCUCACUAGUGCUGGGGCUUGGAAACUCUCCUGAGCCUGAGAGAAUGCACAGCCACCUUGACGUUUUGCAUCGGCUGUAAAAGCCCCCAGCCUGACACUUGCCACUGACACUGUCUUCUAUCCUUUGCAUCUUGCUACAGCUAAAAACAUUUGUCUCUACCUGCUGGCUUACUUCCUCUCUGGCUCCUGGCCAUUUCCCAUCAGGGAAACACCCCUAACCGAUACAUAAGAGUUUCCUUUUUAUACCUUGAUUUUCCGUAUUUGGGUCUACUAACUACUCUAACUGUUCCCAGUAACAAAUACUAAGUCCUGCCCAUUGAUUAUGUGUGGUAAGGAUUGCACAGAACAUAAAAACAGCAUGGGCAGGGCCACGGAGAGCUGGCACUGGGCCCGGGGCAAGAUGCAUGUUCGGGGGGCACUCCCUAAAUCUUCCUACAAAUCAAAUGUUACUUUCUUUAAACAAGUUUUUUACUGACUUAGGUUUAACUGAGGGCGAGAAAGAUUGAAAAUAAAUGAAAGACAUUUGUCAAAAUGGGAUAGUUAAUAUGUUUAUUAGAAAUAACACUGUUCACCAACCCAAGUUAAAAUAAUAAACCAAACAUUUUUCAUACUACCGCAUUAUAAAACUACUGAAUUGGUCGUGUUAAUACGGUUCUGUUAAUGGUGAACUGGGACCUAGGCCUACUACUAAUAGUUCUGGUCUCAAGGCAUAUGUUGCACUUUGCCAUGUCUGAUUCAUAUUAAUAAAUGUUGGUGCUUAGUUUUUAAAUUUAUUUUAUUUCUUUAACAAAAUUUACAUAUUGCUUGAUCGUUAAAAAAAAACCUCUAAGCAGUUUACACACACACAAAAAUUAUCAAUAAAGAAGUUUUAAAAAAGCAAUUAAAAUAUGUUUAAAUCAAUUAACAUAGCAACAGACUAAAAAGAUUAAAACACAUCAGCAUCUAUGCAUCUAGACAGGCUUGCAAGUUCCAAAAAGAAUACAGCAAAAGCACCUGCCUGAUGUUAGUGGGCAGGGAGUUCCAAAGAGUAGGUGCUGCCACACUAAAAGAAUGAUUUCUUACAAGAGUGGAAGAGUAUUAUGUGGCACCUGUAACAGUGCCAGUUCCAUAGAUUGAAGCACUCAGAUGGGGACAUAUGGGAUAAGGCAGUCCUGCAAGUAAACUGGUCCCAAGCUGUUAAGGGCUUUAUAUACCAAUAGUAACACCUUGAACUUGGCCUGGUAACAAGACGACAACCAGUGCAGAUCCCUGAGCAGAGGUGUUAUAUGCUGACAGGGUCUCACUCUUGUUAGCAAUUUGGUUGUAGCAUUCUGCACUAUCUGCAGUUUCCAGGUCAAGUGCAAGGAAAGCCCCCUUCAUAGAGUCACUGCAGUAAUCCAGUUGUGAAGUCACUAAUGCAUGAACUACUAUGGUCAGGCUCUCCCUGUCCAGGAACAGUUGUAGUUGUCUUACCAGGCACAGCUGAUAAAAGACACUUUUAGCCACUGAGACUACUGAGACUCCAGUGAUAGAGCUAGAUCCAGAAGCACCCCCAAACUGCAUACCUGCUCUUUCAGGGGGAGUGCAACCCCAUGCAGGGCAGGCAACUGACCAGUUUUCUCAGACACGGGAACCGACUCACCCACAGUGCCUCCAUCUUGCCAGGAUUCAAGCUCAGCUUAUAUCCUUCAUCCAUGUCACCACUGAGUCCAGGUACUGGUCUAGGAUCAGCACAGCCUCUCCUGAUUCAGAUGUAAUGGAGAAAUAGAGCCUUGCCACCAAACUCCUAAUGACCACUCCCAAUGGCUUCAUAUAGAUAUUACUGUAAAUAGCAUUGGGGAUAAGAUGGUACCCUCCAGCACCCCAUAGCACAACUGCCAGGGGGCAGAAAGACAAUCACCCAGUGCUACUCUCUGGACUUGGUCCUGUAGGUAGGACUGGAACCACCAUAACAUGGCACCCCCAAUUCCCAUUGCAUGGAGCGGAUCCAAGAGGAUACCAUGGUCAAUUAUAUCUAGGGUUUCCAGGUCUCUGGUUUUCACCUGGAGACUCUGGAUUUUGGGGUCCUCUUUGGGUUUCCGGGUGAGUCAACCCAAUCUCUGGACUCUCAGCUUUCAUCUAAAAAAAUUAAGUUUCUAGGUAGUCUGGUUCAAAAGAUAUAUACCAAAACGUCAGCUGCUCCCCCAACUUCUGUUAAAUGAGCUUGUAGCUGGCUGCUCUAACCCUGCCCUUUCAUGUUUGUAGCCAAUGAGUGAAGUCAGGGUUAUGAUUGACAAGGGAUUUGUUGACUUCCAGGCAAUAGCUAGAACUCAUUGCAGGGCCAGAAAACUGUUUUUUCCUGCUUGUCUGAAAAUCUCAUAAAUUGAGUGAGUUUAUAGCUUUCAGCAAUAGUGAAGUCCCUUUCUCUGUGUGUGCAGGAGAUGUAGAAUAAAAAAUCACAGCAGAAAUUUGGCAGGCAAUUGUUUACUGUAAACAAUUUCAGGUAUGAUUAUAAUAAAAGUCUACAUGCAGUUUUUUAAUUACUUGCAAAAAUAGCAUAUUUUCCAUUUUAUCUUUCAAAUAAUUUUUGAAUGGAAAUUUAAAAGAAUUGUGCAUGCACUUUAUGAUGCCAUUACAAUGUGUUAUACUUUUCUAAUUAUGAGGAGUUAAACAAGUUUAAAUAUUCCUGGGCUGUUGAAGAGGAGAGUUUGUCUUAUUCAUAACCUGUUUUGAAAACCUUCCCAAUAUGAAGCUUUAAUCCUAUACUUGCUUUUCUGGAAAUAAAGCUGCAAUGCUAAUCCCACAUACCGGCAGUAAACCCCUUUGAAUUCAAUAGGGCUUACUUUUGAGUAGACAUGGUUAGAAUUGUGCUGUAAAUCAAUGGGACUUUUAAGUGAACAUUUUUACAUCUCCUGUGUGUGUGUGUAUGGAGUCUUUCCAAAAUCCUGUGAAGUACGGUUGCCAAUUGGAAACCAAGGCAAAUCACAACAAGAAAUAAAUCAAUUUAAAAUCCAAUAAUCAUAAAACUAGUAUAAAACAGUUGCAAAACACCUUAAAGUGCCAUAAUUCUGAAUUUUUGGUUGGGUGAGUACCUUAUCACUUGAGGUUGAUGCAUGCUUCCCUGGUUUCUGAGUGAACAUGCCUAGGAUUGCACUAUAAAUAUCUUUACAGGUUGUGUAAAUAUCUUUGACAGUCAUGCUCAUAAAAUAUUUCUUCAUACUUUGUCCCAAUAAGUAUCUGAUUUCACACUAUGCUUGUACCCGAUUAUUUCCUCCAAAUGUUAAGUGUGCCCUUCUUCCUUGGGGUGGUCAUGGUUCCCCUCUGUUGUUUUCACUCAGAGAGGCAGAUUAGUUCAAGAGAUGGUGAGUAGCCCAUGGUCACUCAGUAAACUUUGUAGCUGAUUUCCAUUUUUAAAAAAUUUAAUUGAAAUGGUUUACAUGCAGGCCAAGUUUAUGGAGUAGAUACAGAAUACAUUUAAAGCACAUCCAACUCGCAUUUAAAGCACAUGUCUUGUCCCAAAGAAUCCUGGGAAGUGUGGUUUCCCCCUCAGUUAUAGUUCCCACCACCCUUAACAAACUGCAGUUCUCAUGAUUCUGUGGUGGGAUUCAUGUGCUUCAAAAGUGUUGAAUGUGCUUUAAAUGAAUUGUGUGGAUCUGCCCUAGGUAUGCUGUGCAUUCAUUA
Molecule: messenger RNA, 5780 nt
Organism: Rhineura floridana
Lineage: Eukaryota; Metazoa; Chordata; Lepidosauria; Squamata; Rhineuridae
Gene: ACKR5
Product: G protein-coupled receptor 182
Exons: 2
Coding region: 375-1457 (360 amino acids)
Biological process (GO): G protein-coupled receptor signaling pathway
Cellular component (GO): membrane
Molecular function (GO): G protein-coupled receptor activity
Source: RefSeq, a predicted model, not a curated record